Molecule: messenger RNA, 1596 nt
Organism: Drosophila subpulchrella
Lineage: Eukaryota; Metazoa; Arthropoda; Insecta; Diptera; Drosophilidae
Exons: 2
Coding region: 208-1596 (462 amino acids)
Source: RefSeq, a predicted model, not a curated record
CAAGUGUGUAGGUUUUUCUAAGAAAGUUGAAUAUUUUAUACGCCGGGAUAACAUUCCGCACACAACAUAACCGCAUUUAUGGAAACGUGGCAACCCUGAUUCCAUUUUGGCCAACGUUCUUUCUUUCCUGAUUGCCAGUCGGCAUGUGCGCAUGCGCUUCACGCUUCCUGGAAUUUUUUUUUCAAACUUGCUUUAAUAAAAAACGGAAUGCCAAAGACGAACUGGCGCCGCAGCAAGUGCUCGGUCCACCUGCCCAGGAGCAAGUUGGUCGAAAUACGGCCCAAGAUGUCCGGCACUAGCGCUGAAGAAGGCCCAUCUUGUUCUGGAUCUGGACCCCGGAUGACUGUGGAGACUCUAUCACCCAGUCCCGCAAAGGGGGACUCGAAAGAAAUCUCGACUUGCGACGGGUGUCUUCACCCUCUGAAGGAAAAUACCAAGGCCAAUAAGGUAAAUGAGGCUGUAAAGGGUCCCAUUUUGCCACAAGGGCCUCAGGUUGGCCGCCUGCUAUCCGUUAGGGAGAGUUCGGCUAAGGUUUCGGAGUGGGAUGAGCGUCUACUGCCCUCCAGCCAGAUUCGCAACAAGGAGAACAAGGAGUAUCCCAAGAAGGGCCCCCUCUUGACCGGAACUAUGCCAAAGAAAAAGCUAAGCGGGGAGGGCCAAGGCUGGAAGGGCUUCUCGGAGGACGUGUCCCUCUACAAGAAUCUCAAUACCCCCAUGCAGCCCAGUAAGAGUGGUAUUGCCAUAUCAAGCGAUAAAGAUGAUUUGGCUAAUCGGAAAAAGGGAGCGAUUAAAAAGAAGACCCAAAUGUCGACUGGGAAUCCCCUAAAAAGGAGUCACGCCUCCACUAUUCCGCUUAAAAACGAUAAUCCCCGACAGGCAGAAAAUGGCACUUUCCUGGAGAAUAAGGAUGCUGUGAUAAAGGAGAAGCUUAAUGAUCCUAUGUGGUGCAACUUGAGCUCAGAGGAUUUUGUUUUCCAACACAAUCUGGACAAUAAGAUUUUGGUGAAGACAGUGAUGCCCAAGUUUCUAACCAAAUUGCAGCCGUCAACUAGUGCGGAUAUUCCGCAUGAAGAUCCAAAGAGUCUGCAGUCCCAAUGGAUUCCUCCGCAGACCAGUGAUGGGGACAUUCGCUCCUCUAAGAAUCAGGAUAAGGUGGCUAUGGAUACACUGAUGCCCAAGUUGGUUCAGCCUCCUCCCAUCUUGAACAAGCCCUCGGCUAAAAAUCCUGAUCCUCUGAGUGAAGACUUGAUUAUCAUUAUGAGCGACGACGAGGACUUGCCCAUUCGCGUCCCUAGUAAGGAAAAGUUCAGUCGGGAUCCCAUGUGGAGCUCCACCUUCAUUCGCUUGAAAGACAGUAAGAAGAAGGCCAAUGUGGUUGAGAAGCCAGUGGAGGAGAGCGUUUGGCACAAGGACAACCUGUGCGAGGUGUCCAUGCGGGAUAUCAUGGACCCAGAUGUUCCUCCCAGCACCAUGGAAGGCUUGCGGAGCGUCGAGGCGAUCUGCAUGCGGCUGAGGGGCAUCGAUGUGCCGGGCAACUUGGGCAUCCUGCAGGAAGCGCCCACAUUCGAGGAACUCUUUGAUGUCCUGAAUAUUUAA